Molecule: messenger RNA, 1705 nt
Organism: Thamnophis elegans (Western terrestrial garter snake)
Lineage: Eukaryota; Metazoa; Chordata; Lepidosauria; Squamata; Natricidae
Gene: PCBP2
Product: poly(rC) binding protein 2
Exons: 15
Coding region: 243-1619 (458 amino acids)
Biological process (GO): positive regulation of transcription by RNA polymerase II
Cellular component (GO): cytoplasm; nucleus; nucleoplasm
Molecular function (GO): mRNA binding; single-stranded DNA binding
Source: RefSeq, a predicted model, not a curated record
CUCCCCUCCCCCUGUCCCGCUCCCUCCGCCCGCCCCGGAGACCCACGCACCACCCGCCCUCCCUCCUCCCGCUCCCCCGUCCCAUCCCCUCCCCCUCCCGCCCGAGCGAGUCAGUGAGCAAGAGAGCGAGCGGACGUGCGAGGCCUGGCCUGGCCAGCUAUCCCGCCAGUGCGGUUUUUUUUCUCCCAGCGACCAAAGAUUUGACCACUGACUAAGCCUGACCUAACUGAACACAACUCAAGAUGGACACCGGCGUAAUUGAAGGAGGUUUAAAUGUCACACUUACUAUUCGCCUACUUAUGCAUGGGAAGGAGGUUGGAAGCAUCAUUGGAAAGAAAGGAGAGUCUGUAAAGAAGAUGCGUGAAGAGAGUGGUGCACGGAUUAACAUCUCAGAAGGGAACUGCCCAGAACGGAUUAUCACUCUUGCUGGACCCACUAAUGCCAUCUUCAAAGCUUUUGCUAUGAUUAUUGAUAAACUGGAAGAGGACAUCAGCAGCUCAAUGACUAAUAGUACAGCAUCUAGCAGGCCCCCUGUUACUUUGAGACUCGUGGUACCUGCCAGCCAAUGUGGUUCUCUUAUUGGGAAAGGAGGCUGCAAAAUCAAAGAGAUAAGAGAGAGCACAGGGGCGCAGGUCCAAGUGGCAGGAGACAUGUUACCCAACUCUACUGAAAGAGCGAUCACCAUUGCUGGGAUUCCACAGUCCAUCAUCGAGUGUGUCAAACAGAUCUGUGUGGUCAUGCUGGAGUCUCCCCCAAAGGGUGUCACCAUCCCCUAUCGACCCAAGCCAUCCAGUUCUCCUGUCAUCUUUGCAGGCGGUCAGGACAGGUACAGCAGCGGCAGUGCAAGCUACCCCCACACCGCCCCAUCAAUGUGCCUCAACUCUGACCUGGAGGGACCACCUCAAGAGGCCUAUACCAUUCAAGGACAGUAUGCCAUUCCACAGCCAGAUCUGACCAAGCUGCAUCAGUUGGCAAUGCAACAGUCACACUUUCCAAUGUCUCAUGGCAACACUGGAUUCAGUGGCGUUGAAUCCAGCUCUCCAGAUGUGAAAGGCUAUUGGGCAGGUUUGGAUGCAUCAGCUCAGACUACUUCUCAUGAACUCACCAUUCCAAAUGAUCUGAUUGGUUGUAUCAUUGGGCGUCAAGGCGCCAAGAUCAAUGAGAUUCGCCAGAUGUCUGGGGCGCAGAUCAAAAUUGCCAAUCCAGUGGAAGGAUCUACUGACAGGCAGGUUACUAUAACUGGAUCUGCAGCCAGCAUCAGCCUGGCUCAAUAUCUAAUUAAUGUCAGUUUAGAAAGCGCUAAACCCUCCUCCCAGGCAGCCUCCGUCACGAUCCCCGACCACCUCAGCAUCAACCUCUCUCAACCCUCCACCCCUUCUUCUUCUUCCUCCUCCACCACCACCCCCUCGCUUGCGACAGCAGGGGUCUCCGACGCACCCUCCAGCCUCCCCAACCCUCUUCCGACCGCCCCCUGUGUCUCCAGUCUGCUUGGCAUGAAACCCGUCCCUCUCCUGGCUCUAAAUGUUGUGUCUGCUGCUAAGGGUGCCUCCACCACCUCAGCUGUGCCAUGUGUUACUAACAAACUGAAAACGGAAAAACAGAGAUUCUCUCCCUACUGAGAGUCUGCUUGUGGCCUUAGAGGAACAGCAGAUUGUUUUUCAGCAAUGUGGAAUCCUGUAGAGGAGACUUGGAAGAGAUUUUUUUU